AGACCCCUAUUAAUCUAACCUAAGUUGAAUUAACCAAUUAAUGGGGAAAACUAAACUAUUUAAAAGAAAACUAAGUCAACUAAGGAAAAUUAAACUAAAGAAUUUUCUAAGUUAAAGAAACUAUGAAUGAGAAAGAACUAGGGUUUGGAUUUCAUUUAAUUCUGAAUUAUGCAACUGUUUCAUUAAUUUAAUUCAAGUUCAAAUAAUAGUGUUAUCGCAUGAGAUGACGGAUUUCCCUAAAUUAAUUAACCAGCUUUCUCAAGUCAAGCUAAUCCUUCAUUUGUUUGCUAAAUCAAUCAUAUCUCUAUGAAAUUUUAAACAAACUAAUGAGCAUUAAAUUCUAUGGAAACCUCUAGCUUAAGAAGGGGGAGCUACUAACUCUCUUCUCUUCCUCCACUACCAUAUGUGAGCUAAUUACCUCUCGGUCUCAUAGUCUAGCACACGGUUUAUAUUAUUAUUGGUCUAAUCUACGCAAUUCUUUCUCAAGUUCAUGCAUAAAUCACUAAAUCAAUUGAAAGUUUGCCGAAUGGUGCGCUGUUGUCUGGAAGCAAGGCUGGUGGAGAAGAAGCAAGACUGGGUGGUGUCGAACAGAGGCUGGGCGGUGUUGAAUAGAUUUCAGGGUCCUCUUGUGCAGAUUGGAUUCGGGUCCCUCCGAUUAGGCUGGGCGGCGGCUUUUCCUCCAAUGUGCAGAGCAAUCCCGUGCGGCUGUCCUCUUCUGCUGCUAGUGAACAACAGAGGCGGGUGCUGGGAUUUUUGGCGGCUGGGUGCUCUUGACCUUGCGCAGAACAACUUCCUCCCCUUUCCCGUCUGUGUGGCUCUAUAUAAAUCUCCCAGAAAUUAGAAACCCCUUAACCCUAGCAGACAUGGGAAUUGGGCUUUGGUUUGGGCCUGAAUUGCAGUUGGCCCACUCUUACAAAAAACAUAGCCCGUCUCUUUAUUUCUGCACUGUCUAUAGUCAAAACCGUCACUUUCAACUUAAAUUCUAUAUUGAUACAGAAGGAAUUGGGUUGAGCUCAUAAAACAUCAAUUGUAGC
Molecule: messenger RNA, 1034 nt
Organism: Rubroshorea leprosula
Lineage: Eukaryota; Viridiplantae; Streptophyta; Magnoliopsida; Malvales; Dipterocarpaceae
Source: the annotation of a GenBank genome assembly